Molecule: messenger RNA, 1490 nt
Organism: Apis dorsata (giant honeybee)
Lineage: Eukaryota; Metazoa; Arthropoda; Insecta; Hymenoptera; Apidae
Gene: Pbp45
Product: snRNA-activating protein complex subunit 1
Exons: 7
Coding region: 184-1092 (302 amino acids)
Biological process (GO): snRNA transcription by RNA polymerase III; snRNA transcription by RNA polymerase II
Cellular component (GO): snRNA-activating protein complex
Molecular function (GO): sequence-specific DNA binding; ornithine decarboxylase inhibitor activity
Source: RefSeq, a predicted model, not a curated record
AUAGAUGUCGUAACACGUCAUAUAGAAUGUGAAUUAUGUCAACGAAGUGCUUAAAUAUAAACUUAAUAAAAAAAUUUUUAAUUUCAAUAAUUUUAUGUUAAAGAAGACUAAAAUAAUAAUUUAUAUUUUUAAAAAAUUCAUUAGUGCUGUGAUUAAUAUAUUAAGAGGUAUCAAGAUCUAAAAAUGACAACAAGUAAAUCAUUGAUUUUAAGCGGCUUCAAAGAAGAUUGUGAACAAUUAAUUGCUCGUUUUGAGAAGGCAGAUGACAUUAGAUUUCAAACUUUUUGUGAAAUUUGGAAAACGAUGAGAUUUUCACUGGUGUUUACAGGUCGUCCAACUUUUUUAGAAUUAUUAGAAUUCUGUGAAGAAACACUGAAUAUAUGUAAACAAUUUCUUCUUUUACCUCCUCGAUUUAAAGAACGUAUUGGAGGAUUAUAUCUUUUAUAUGGAAUAUAUUAUAAAAUGCCAGUAGAUCAGUUUAAGAUUAGAGUUAAAUUAGAUGAUUGGCAAAAUAUUAUGGAACUUCAUGCAGAAAUAAAAGAAGCAGAACACUUAGAUGCUAAUUAUAUAUUAUGUAAAUUAAUUGUAGAUAAUGCAUUUCACUUUUGUAUUUUUGAUUCAGAGUUUGGAUUGGAAAAACAAUAUCGUGUAAAGAAUGCACAAUGUUUUAAUCCAUAUUCUGUAUUACCAAUAUUAAAAGAUUUAACUGACAAGCAUCAAAUGUUAUCAAAAAUAAAUGAAAUUAGUAAAGUUUAUGAAGAAAAUAAACAAUUAUUAAAAUUAAAAAAUGAUUCAGGUACUAGUCUAAAUUUAUUCAAUUCAAAUAUAGCUGAAGAAAUUAUUAAUGAUAUUCAAAAAUUUGAAGAACAAAAGAGAAAUCAACAAAUAAAAAGUAUGUUUGAUUCUGAAAAAGCAUGUACUUCUUCUACUUCAAAAGGAACACAUAAAAAAACCCAAUUAAAAGGAACUUCCAAACGUAAAAUGCGGCCAUUAAUUGAUUAUGAUUUUCAAAUAGAAUCAAAUGAAUCUGAUGAAGAUGAAGUAUUUGAACUUGAUGAUUAUGAUUCUAAUUCAUCUGAAGAUUUUGAUUAAUAACAAAAACAAAAAUAUACAUAUUAUCAUUGAUUGUUGUCGUCGAAUCCAGCACUAUGACCCGCGUUUCGUACAAUAAAACUAGUUCCGUCAUAAUGCAUGCGUCGUUCACCGCGUCGCACAAAAAGAUGAGAUGUUUGACCAAGAGAUGCAGUACAAUGUAAAAAUGGAGUCGUUAACGAAGCUGUACCAUUACUAGGUGAUAUACCACUGACUUGUUAUUGCCGUGGGCAUCAUGGGCCAGGAUUUCAACUCGUGAUCCAUAUUGAUAUAUUCUUCCGUUUGGAUGGAGUAAUGCUGCAGCUGCUCCAGAACCGCUCAACGAUAGUACAAUGUUAUUCUACGCUGACGAUAAAUGCAAUUCAGAUAAUAAUCAUGAAUCUUGUUAUAAAAUAGAA